CCGUCAGUCACUCGCGAGCCGCCGCGCCGGACGCACGCGCCCCGCGCCCCCGACACACGCACGACACACGAAUUAAAAUCGCAUUACGUCGUGAAUUAACUCCGGCACCCGGUUAAGCCUAAAUAAUUGUUAUAUUGUAGUUAAUCUGUUGUAACGAUGCGAUGGACGUAGGUAAUUGAACUUUGAUUGGGGGGUUGUUUGGAUGUGGUUCGGUGGGAGUUGAGCGAUGGUGCGCGAUGGGCCUGAAGGCUUGUUGGCUGGUCCUGCUGUUGGUGACCGGCGGCAGUGUGCCCCAGCACCUGUACCACCACCAGUUCGCGGUGCAUGUGCCCGCGGGACCGGACGUCGUCGAUGACUUGGCUCAUCGACACGGAUUCCUCAAUCAUGGACAGAUUGGUCACCUAAAGAACUUUUUCCUACUGUCUCAUCCAAAUAUCAGCAAGCGGUCACCUAAUGCGAGCAUAGAUUACCAAAAUAGACUGAAGAAUGAUCCUCAGGUGAGAUGGGCGAUGCAGCAGCGCGAGGUGCGGCGCAGCAAGCGCGACCACCAGUGGAAGCCGCGCCACGCGAUGCGCUCCGCCCCGCCGCCCUUCCCCGACCCGCUGUUCAAGGAGCAGUGGUACUUGAACGGCGGCGCGGCGGACGGGCUGGACAUGAACGUGGGGCUGGCGUGGCGCCGCGGCUACUCCGGCAAGGGGGUCGUCGUCACCAUCCUCGAUGACGGCAUCCAGCCCAACCACCCCGACCUGGCGCAGAACUAUGACCCGGCGGCAUCGACCGACAUAAACGGCAAUGACACAGACCCCACGCCACAGGACAAUGGGGAUAAUAAACACGGUACCAGAUGUGCGGGCGAGGUGGCCGCGGUCGCCUACAACCGGUACUGCGGCGUCGGCAUAGCGUACAACGCUAGCAUUGGGGGAGUGAGGAUGUUAGACGGGCUAGUCAACGACGUAGUGGAAGCGCAAGCGUUGGCUUUCAAUCCACAUCACAUUGAUAUUUAUAGCGCGUCGUGGGGGCCCGAGGAUGAUGGGAAGACGGUGGAUGGGCCGGGGCCGCUGGCUAGGAGAGCCUUUAUUAAUGGAGUGACUAAUGGACGGGGAGGGAAAGGGUCAAUUUUUAUAUGGGCUUCCGGAAACGGUGGCAGACAUACGGAUUCGUGCAACUGUGAUGGAUACGCGAACAGUAUUUUUACUAUAUCAGUGUCGAGUGCCACUCAGGGCGGGUACAAGCCGUGGUAUUUAGAAGAGUGCUCUUCCACAAUAGCUUCAACUUACAGCUCUGGGACCCCAGGGAGGGAUAAGAGUGUAGCUACUGUAGAUAUGGAUGUACAGUUGAGACCAGAUCAUAUAUGCACUGUUGAUCACACCGGUACCUCGGCAUCCGCGCCGCUCGCCGCCGGCAUCUGUGCACUCGCGCUCGAGGCCAACUCACUGCUCACGUGGCGCGACAUGCAACAUCUCAUCGUCAUGACGUCCAGGUCACAACCUUUAGAAAAAGAAGAUGGAUGGAUCGUCAACGGAGUAAAAAGAAAAGUAAGUCACAAAUUCGGGUACGGCCUGAUGGAUGCGUCGCAAAUGGUCACCCUCGCCGAACAAUGGACCACCGUCCCUCCGCAACAUAUUUGCAAGUCACAAGAAAUAAACGAGGACAAGUCCAUUGAAACCUCGUUCGGCUACACUAUAUCUGUGCACAUGGACGUCAACGGAUGUAGCGGCACCGUAAAUGAGGUCAGAUAUUUGGAACACGUUCAGUGCAAGAUUUCACUAAGCUUUUUCCCGCGAGGAAAUUUGCGAAUACUGCUGACGUCACCGAUGGGCACGACGUCCACUCUUCUAUUCGAGCGCACACACGAUGCCACGAGCUCCAACUUCGAUGACUGGCCGUUCCUCAGCGUACACUUCUGGGGCGAGAGUGCCGAGGGCCGAUGGACCUUGCAAAUUUUAAACGCCGGAAAUAAUCACGUAACUCAGCCGGGGGUUCUAAAAAAAUGGCAACUUAUAUUUUACGGCACAGCCAUCAACCCUAUUAGGAUAAGAAAUAAAACUUAUUAUAACACUCAAAAUGUAUAUCAAGAGGAGAAAGCGUAUCAUAUAAAUGAUGUUUACGACGCUUCCGAGUAUUCUCAAUUUCUCAAUGAAAUAGAACUCGGAGGUUCCGACAGGCGCAUUAACCCGAAGAAUAUUCCCUCCGCGCAGAGGAAAAAUGUGUUGGCUGACGCUAAUGAUAAACAAGUUCAAAGGCUUUGUGACCCGGAAUGUGAUUCGCAGGGGUGCUACGGGAAGGGGCCGACGCAGUGUGUCGCAUGCAAACAUUACCGUUUGGAUAAUUCCUGUGUGUCUAGAUGUCCGCCGCGUAGUUUUGUUAACCAAGGGGGGGUGUGUUGGCCGUGCCACGAGUCGUGUGAGACGUGCGCGGGGGCGGGACAAGACUCUUGCUUGACGUGCGCGCCGGCUCACCUGCUGGUGGUGGAUCUAGCAGUGUGUCUGCAGCAGUGCCCUGACGGCUACUACGAAGACCCUGACGCCAACGCAUGCUUCCCGUGCGCAGAACACUGCGACACGUGCACGGACAAGGCGGACCAGUGCGCGUCAUGCGCUCACAGCUAUGUCUUAUACAACGGGUCGUGCCUGGCGUCGUGCCCGCCCGGCACGCACCGGGACGGGCUGGCGUGCGCGCCGUGCGCCUCGGGCUGCGAGACCUGCGCGGGCCCGGGCGCCGCGCAGUGCGUGUCGUGCCCGCCCGGGAACUACGCACUAAAUGGAAGAUGCUACGCCAAAUGCCCCGUCAAAUACUACGCUGACCCACAAAAAAAGGAGUGCUCACAGUGUCCAAUCGGUUGUUCAAUUUGUACGAGUGCCAUUUGUUCUGUUUGCCAAGAUAAAUGGAUUCUUAGUAAGGGCGGGAGCUGUAUCCCGGACGGCAACGAGAAAUGCGACACCAACGAAUAUCACGAAGGAGGUCGAUGUAAAAACUGUCACUCGACAUGUGAGAAAUGUGGCGGGCCAAACGAAUGGGAUUGCCUGACUUGCGGCAGUCCUCUUCUACUACUGGGGUCGAGGUGUGUGGCGGAGUGCGGGCCGGGCUCGUACCAGACGGCGGGGCGGUGCGCGCGCUGCCCGCACGCGUGCACGGCGUGCGUGUCGCGGCUGAACUGCACGGCGUGCGGCGGCGCGCUGCGGCUGCAGUCGGGCACGUGCCGCGUGGCGUGCGCGCCCGGCUACUACCCGGACGAGGGCACGUGCUCCAAGUGCUACCUGUCGUGCGAGACGUGCACGGGCCCGCGGCGCGACCAGUGCGCGUCGUGCCCGCCCGGCUGGCGGCUGGCGGCGGGCGAGUGCCGGCCGGAGUGCCCGCAGAACUUCUUCCCGUGGGAGAGCAGCUGCCGGCGCUGCCACCACUACUGCCAGGACUGCCGCGGCGCCGGCCCCCAGCGCUGCACGGCGUGCCCCCCGCACUUCGCGCUGGACGGCGGGCUGUGCGUGGAGUGCCUCAGCUCGCAGUACUACGAGCCGCGCGGCCGCAGCUGCCGUCCGUGCCACGACUCCUGCCGCUCCUGCUCCGGCCCCGGACCCACUAACUGCGUCACCUGCGCACACCCGCUGCGCUUGGAUAGAGUGAACCACAAGUGCCUGCCUUGCUGCACGGAGGGGAUGGUCUCAUUUUAUCUGAGCAACAACCAGACUACGGACUGCUGUCACUGCGACAAAGAAAUCGGUGGCUGCUUGAACGGCACAUCUGCGGGGAAGAGGCGUAUUUCAGAAAGCCUCGGGUCGCAUAUUACGGCGUCGUUUUUCGUGGAUGAAUCGAAGGUCCCAUCGGAUGUUUGGGGGCGGAAUAUUGCGCUGUGGGGCGCGGGCGCGGCGCUGCUGGCACUCGCUACGAUCGCCGUCGUCGUGCGGCUGAAAGUGAGAAAACGAAAACGACGCAGCGUAUUUCCGAAAACCCAAUACUCCCAAUUGACUUCGGUCGACGAAGAUUUGGUCACAUUAUUAGCUCCUAGUACGUCACUCAAAAUGACACCUAAUUCCAAUAUAAAUACAGACGAUGACAGUAUAUACCCGCCUGGAAAACUCGAGGAACCCACUUAGCAAUGUGAUCUGAACCAUACGUCAAUAUGCAUAGAAUAAGUAUUUACACGGCAGACUGAUAUGUAGAAAAAUUCAUUAUACAAUUUAAAAUGUAUAUACUUACUACCUACUUACCUAAACAUUAGCAGUUCUGGAUAUGCUGCGGUCAAAAUAUAAUUAUUUUAUUAGAUAUCCCGAUAAAUUAUGCAUUAUUAUACUUUGGAAAUUGGAUAGAAAUUACGGUUUUAUUAUUAUUUUUAAUAUAUUAAAAUGUAACUAAAUUUUCGUUAACAGUAAACAAAUUUAAAGAUAUAUGAAUAAAUUACACGAGACGUGUAUUUGAAGUUGUAUUUUAUUUAUUUAUUUCAGUCGAAAGAUAAAAGGACCAGUGUUAAAUGUUUUAAGGGACCUACUAGAUUUUAAACUUUUCUUGUUGUCAUUCCUUACAUCUAUGUAUUUAUCGUUAAAAUGUUUCUGUUAGCUGGUGUUUCACAGUUUAGAUUUUAAAUAAAAAUAACAUAUCUGAAUAUAUUUAAACAAAACAUACACGAUAUUUGCCUGAUUUCUCUGUAGUAUGUAAAUGAUUUGUUGUUUAUUAUAAUCUCUUGUGAAGACCGCGAAAUGUAAAUACGCUAUGCGAUAAUCAACUUGAAAAUUGUCUUUGUGUAAAUAUUGUAAAAAGUUGUGUAAAUAUAUUGAUGGUUUUUAUGAUGGA
Messenger RNA from Plutella xylostella (diamondback moth), 4785 nucleotides. Its product is annotated as furin-like protease 2. NCBI's taxonomy places the organism in Eukaryota, Metazoa, Arthropoda, Insecta, Lepidoptera, Plutellidae. Gene Ontology annotation, cellular component: Golgi membrane; trans-Golgi network. Gene Ontology annotation, biological process: protein processing. The record is from RefSeq and is a predicted model, not a curated record. Gene Ontology annotation, molecular function: serine-type endopeptidase activity.